Molecule: messenger RNA, 1437 nt
Organism: Porites evermanni
Lineage: Eukaryota; Metazoa; Cnidaria; Anthozoa; Scleractinia; Poritidae
Source: the annotation of a GenBank genome assembly
AUGACUAACCCGCCUGACGACAAAAUCCUAGCCAGGCUAAAAAACUGGAACUGUGAAUGGCUAAGUAGGCCAAAUAUUGCCAUGUCUGAGAUGGCGUCCACCCUGAAGGAUAACUGGGACCAGAUCUCGCGCUUCAAGGGCACAGUCUUCACAACGUCCUUCGUCAACCAGCUAGAAGGCUUUUACCCGCCAAUUAUGCCAGCCCUGAGGAGACUUGACAAUAAAGAUCGAUAUUGUCAUGACGCCCCCGACAAGGACGACAUCCUGGAUGUAAUCGAAGCCGUCCACAAAGACGAGAAAACAGAAGCCCUGUUCAUGGAAGCGUUUACCGCGUGCGGGCCUGUCCUCAUGAUGGCGAUUCACAUCAUCGCCUUCAAUUGCCUUCUCCAUAAUCUGGAGGCACUGGCCGAACAGUCUGUGAAAAACGUCGCAACAAACGCGUUGCGCACGAACCCCACAAAACAAAACGUGAAUCAGUACCUGAUUGAUUCAAUCUUGCAGAAGCGCCGAACGGUGCAGAGGAGUACUGAGAACUUAUGGGACAGGUCCUUGUAUAGCGCUGGAACAGACAGCCCAGCUAAGCAGAAGGAACAGCCUCGACGCCGACGUCUCGACACUCACGACGAGGACGACGCUACUCCCGGAACAUCGGGCUCCUCCACUACAUUAAGGAGACGUCUUUGCAGUCUCCCGGACUUAGCAAAGCCCCCAACAUCUCCAGAGACCACGCGAGGCAAACGCGUACCCAAACAGACGAGAAAACGUCCCUCAUUGAGCCCUGUCAGAGAACACGACGACGAAGACGAGGCCACCCAAUUAUACACCCGCGCAUUGCCGGAAAGACGAGCGCGCACAGCUGCCAAACGCAGGGCAGCAGUCAAACUGCCCACAACGUUCGACGACGAAGAGGAGGAAGUACAGCAACGGCCUCCUCAGAAGAAUAAGAGACCUCUGGAAGGCCCACCAACCGCCAAGAACAGACGCACCAGAGACGUUCAGGAGACCAGAUCAUCGGAUUCAGAUGACCAGGACCAGCAGCCUAUCCGGAAAACAACUGCAGACCCCAAAUCAGCACACCCAAAACAUCGUAAGAGGCCGCCCACAGUCGUGUCGAGUGAGUCAGAUCUGGACGACGACCAGCUGGGGAUCACCCCCAGAACACCGCCUGAAAGCCCCUUCUACAGGGGCCACAGGAACAAGGGCACUGCAGCCAAGACCACCAAAACUACGGAGCCUUCUACGAGCAAACGGAACACCGCAGAUGGAACAACCACAUUGAAAGAACAGCCGCGUAAUCCCAAGCGGGCAGAAACCACGGUUGAGCCACCAACGAAAAAGAAGAAGACCAAGAAACCGCGCGGCGGGUUGGAAGACCUUGUUCAAGAGCAGGACAAAUUGUACGCGGACUUAAACAAGAUGGCCCGCAAGUCAAAGUGA